AUGAAGUUAUGUCCUGUUUUGACAUUACCUCAACAUGGAUUUUUCUUUUCGGGACAUUGUGAACGAGAAUCAGGUUCAUUAUGUGGUCUUGGAUGUUUAACUGGUUAUCGUCUUGUUGAUGGAGAUAGUUUUCGUGAAUGUCAAUCAGAUGGAACUUGGACAGGACAACAACUAAAAUGUGAAGAAAUUCGUUGUCCUCCAUUAAAAAUUAAUACUCAAGUGAUUCAAGAAUGUUUACCAAAACAGAACACUAGUGACUUUAAAUUUGGUACAACAUGUCGAGCAAAAUGUAGCAAAAUCGGUUAUCAGUUAGUUGGACCACAUACACGUGAAUGUUUAAUUUUAGGCAUAUGGUCAGGUUAUGAUCAAUUUUGUAUUGUUAGUCAUGAAACAAUAAUGCGUGCAAUUACAAGCACAAGUUCAACUCAAUUAUUACCAAUAACAUCAAUAAAAAGCAUUCAAAAAUAUCAUGAUUAUUCAAAUUUUGCUUUGAAUAUUAAUAAAAAUGAUACGGGUAUUAUCUUAUCAUUUGUUGAACCAUUACAAUUUACUAUCAUAUUUUGGUUUUAUCUUGAAAAUGGUGAUAAUGUUUCUCUUAUUUCAUUAAAAGAAAAAAAUGAUAAAAAGUUUUUCGAAAUUACUGUUCGACAAAAUAGACUUGUUUAUUAUCAUGCAUCACGAAAUCAAACUCAACCAACAUUAAUAAAAAUUUCUUUAUCAAAAUGGAAUCAUUUUGCAUGGAUAUAUUCAAAUAAAAUUCAACAUUCAUAUUUAUAUAUUGAUGAUAUUUCAUCAUUGAUUUUAUUUAAUCAAACAUUUCAUGGUCGCAUAACAAGAUUAGAAAUUUGGAAUGAAAUGUUAUCUGAACAAAAAGUAUUGAUUAGUUAUCGUGAUUGUCGAAAACAAAAUGGAGAUAUUUUCUCCUGGUCAAAAGUAUCAAAUCAAACAUGGAUCGAUACUAAUAAAUUAAAAAGUUCAUCAUUCUGUUCUGGAUGUUCGGAACCUGCAUCAAUUCAUGGUGGAGUAUAUCAUGUAUCUGAUUACGAAGUUGGUUCAUUUGUAGAAUAUAAAUGUAAUUAUGCUUAUGAAAUGAUUGGUGCUAAUCGUAUUUAUUGUAUGGUACCAUCAGAAUGGUAUCCAUUACCACCGAUUUGUAAAUAUAAUCCAUGUACAUCAGAUUGUGAACUAUGUGACAAAAAUACAGGUGUUUGUUUAAGACAAAAGAUUAAAAUCAAUCUUCAAAGUUGUGAUCCUCCAUGUGAUGAAGAUGAAGAAUGUAUUGAUGGAGAAUGUGCUUGGUCGAAUAUAGGUGAUAAAUGGACUUCGACAACAAAUGAUAAUAUAUGUAAUCCACCAUGUUCAUUCGGAACACGAUGUGUCAAUAGACGAUGUGAACCUAAUAUAACAUCUUCUUGUCCAAUACCAUGUCGAUCUGGUCAACUAUGUAUUGAUAGUCGAUGUGGCUGUUCUAAAGGUAUAUGUGAAAAUGGUCGUGUAUGUUAUGAAAUUUGUGAAAUAGGUGAACGUUGUUAUAAUUGGUCAUGUAGUUGUGGUUUUCAAGGUAAAUGUGGUAAAGGUGAAAUAUGUCAAUCAGAUAUUUGUAUGUGUGGUAUACAACGUGGUGGUUGUCGUCCACAUGAACAUUGUAUUCAGGGAAAAUGUGUUUGCAAGACAAAUUCAUGUGAUCAAUGUAAUAAUACAUGUAAAUCAAAUGAAAUUUGUUUAGAUGGAAAAUGUAUUUGUAAAGAACAAUGUGAAAAAACAUUUUGUCCAUUUCCAUGUUUGAAUGGAGGACAAUGCACGGGUUUUUAUCAAUGUACUUGUCGAGAAGGUUGGCAAGGCCAUCGAUGUGAACAACGUCAAAGAAAAAAUAUAACUAUUUCCUAG
This is a messenger RNA of Rotaria sp. Silwood1, 1887 nucleotides long. NCBI's taxonomy places the organism in Eukaryota, Metazoa, Rotifera, Eurotatoria, Philodinida, Philodinidae. The record is from the annotation of a GenBank genome assembly.